AUGGGAGCGCGCGAUAUGGUGAAUCAAAUGUGUUUACUGGGGUCAUCCACAUGCCACAUUAGCUGCGCCAACAAGAACCCGCCACCAUAUAACGACUGUUAUACCCAGAGUAUUUCUGGGUUCCAUGGCAACGUCGAAGGCAUAUCACCCCAGUUGGAUUAUGCCAGAGAAAGUUGCGAAGCUGAGGAAGACUCAACGGGAAUGAAUCAGAGUCAUAAUGAACAGUACGGCAUAGAAUCUCCCGAGCCUCAAGGGGACGAUGAAUGUCAAUCGUUAUUCAGCACAACAUCGGGAGAUGGGGCUUCUAAAAAAAAGAUGAAGCGGUUUAGGCUAAGUCGAAACCAGACGCGGUAUUUGAUGAGUGAAUUUACUCGUCAAGCACACCCUGACGCUGCUCAGCGAGAACGGCUCUCGCGUGAGAUACCAGGUCUAAGCCCUCGACAAGUCCAGGUCUGGUUCCAAAAUCGGAGGGCAAAGUUAAAGCGAAUGUCUAUCGACGAUAGAGAGAGGGUGUUGAAAUCAAGAGCAAUUCCGGAUAGUUUUGAUAUGGCCAAAGCCCUAAAUUGGCCCUACGCAACGUACUCAGGGGCGUCAUCGAAACCAGCUGCUUCAAUUAAUCUAAAAGACUUGAUCAAAAAAGAUUCAUCUACUCUUACCGAACCUUCAACCUUUUUGGGCGGAGAGUACGCGAACGUUACAACAAGUGAUAUAUCUUCCAGUGCCUACUACACCCCAAUAUCUCAGCCAGCUUCGAACUCCGACACUAACCUCGAAAACGCUUCUUCUACUGUUGGAUAUCGAGAAGCGCCGUUUACGCAAUGGGCUUAUUCUCAGAUCCCCAGCCCACCUUUGGAUUCCGCGGUUGCGUCUGAACCCGAGAGCUUCGGCGAAUCCGAGUCACCACCCAAUAGUCAUUGGUUUGCCGACGCCGCGCUGUUCGGUAAGCUCUCAAAUAUCGUCUGGUAUACUUCACAACGACAGGCCUUUGACUACACGACUGCCAUCAAGAAACUUCAUUAA
Ophidiomyces ophidiicola is the source of this 1020-nucleotide messenger RNA. RefSeq lists its product as uncharacterized. NCBI's taxonomy places the organism in Eukaryota, Fungi, Ascomycota, Eurotiomycetes, Onygenales, Onygenaceae. The transcript is spliced from 4 exons. Gene Ontology annotation, molecular function: RNA polymerase II transcription regulatory region sequence-specific DNA binding; DNA-binding transcription factor activity, RNA polymerase II-specific. Gene Ontology annotation, biological process: regulation of transcription by RNA polymerase II. Bases 1 to 1020 code for a protein of 339 amino acids. The record is from RefSeq and is a predicted model, not a curated record.